CGCUUGCCGAGACCUCGCCGUGCGCUCGGCCAUGGCGUCGCAGCAGCCAGCCCUCUCCAUCCUAGUGCGCGAGCCCGACGGCUUCACGGUGUGGCCCGGCCCUCCCUACCCGCCGGGCUCCAGCCCGCCGCAGAAGCUCCCCAAGACGGCGUGCAGCGCCACCACCUUCUCCAGCGACGGCUCCCGCCUCCUCGUCACGGUGGCCUCGGCCUCCGCCACCGUCUACGACUGCGGCUCGCUCUCCGUCCUCAGGUCCUUCGACCUCCCGGGCCUCACCGCCGCCGCGCUCUCGCCCACCGGAUCGUACCUGCAGACCUUCCAGAAGUCCUCCUCCCCGCAGCUCAAGAAUGUCACGGUCUGGCACGUUGACACCGCCACCGCCCUCUACCAGCACUACCAGAAGAACCUGUCCAAGGCCACUUGGCCAAUGGUUCAAUUUUCUGCGGAUGAGUCAGUUGCUUGCCGGAUGCAGACUAACGAGAUGCAGUUCUUUGACACAAAGGAUUUCACUAAAGGGAUUGUACACAAAGUUAGAUUCCCAAGCAUAGCUGCAAUGCAGCUUGCAAGUGAUCCAGGAUCUCAUGUUGCUGGAUUUGUCCCGGAAGCAAAGGGUGUUCCGGCCAGUGUUCAGAUCUUCUCUUGUGACAAGGAUGCACAAAACCAAGUUGUUGCACGCAGGAGCUUUUUCCGCUGUUCCACUGUUCAGUUUCACUGGAACAAGGGGUCUACUGGACUUCUUAUUGUUUCUCAAGCUGACGUGGAUAAAACCAACCAGAGUUACUAUGGUGAAACCAAGUUGCACUACUUGACAACUGAUAGGGCCUUCGAAGGAAUUGUUCCUCUCAAAAAGGAGGGGCCGGUGCAUGAUGUUCGGUGGUCUUCCUCUGGUUCAGAAUUUGCUGUUGUGUAUGGAUUUAUGCCUGCUAAAGCAACAAUAUUCAACAAAAAGUGCAACCCUCUUCAUGAGCUUGGUGAAGGUCCUUAUAAUACAAUAAGAUGGAACCCCAAAGGGCGAUUUAUUGUUAUAGCUGGAUUUGGUAAUUUGCCUGGUGAUAUGGCUUUCUGGGAUUAUGCAGAGAAGAAGUUGGUUGGGAAAACAAAGGCUGAAUGGUCUGUCAUAAGUGAAUGGUCACCUGAUGGCCGCCAUUUUAUGACUGCUACUACAGCUCCGAGGCUUCAAAUAGAUAAUGGAAUAAAAAUAUUUGACCACAAUGGAUCUCUCCAGUUUAAGAAGAUGUUUGAAAACAAGCUUUAUCAGGCUGACUGGAAACCUGAAGCACCUGAAAGAUUUGAUGACAUUGCUGACCUCACAACAUCUUUAAGUAACAUAAAAAUUGAAGAUACAAAGAAACAAGGACAAGGUUCUAAAUCGGCACAAACAUCAAGUAAGGCUCCUGUAACUAUAGGGGCAAAACCUGCUGGAGCAUACCGUCCACCCCAAUCAAAGCAUACUGCAGCGCUUCAAGAUAAGCUUUUCGGUGGCCUUGCUCCUACAGGACCGGAGAUGAGCAAAACCGCAUUAAGAAAUAAGAAGCGCAGAGAGAAGCAGAAGGAGAAAAAGGCUGGUGAAGGUUCCUCUGCCGAUGACAGCUGAUCGACUGGCUUGUUUUAGCAUUUUUAGCCAACAGAGCGAAAUUCAUAGUGAGAGAAGGUUCCUUCUUUUUGGUGGAAAAGGCUAUGUAUCUUGAAUGUGAAAUCAUGAUUUCCAUUAACCUGUGAUGUGUGAGGUCGGAGCAACAAUAUGGCACAGCAAUGACCAUAGUUUUUUAAAAUACAUCGGCUUGUAUAAGUCUAUCACAGAAAAUAGUGGAGCUAUUUUAUUUU
This is a messenger RNA of Lolium rigidum, 1824 nucleotides long. Its product is annotated as eukaryotic translation initiation factor 2A-like. Gene Ontology annotation, biological process: translational initiation. The transcript is spliced from 13 exons. Lineage: Eukaryota; Viridiplantae; Streptophyta; Magnoliopsida; Poales; Poaceae. The record is from RefSeq and is a predicted model, not a curated record. Gene Ontology annotation, molecular function: mRNA binding; protein binding; ribosome binding. Gene Ontology annotation, cellular component: cytosolic small ribosomal subunit. Bases 32 to 1594 code for a protein of 520 amino acids.